AUGGAGAAUGGUGGAUCUUUUAGAGCCAACAGUGGACGUUUAGGCAGUCCUCACAUAUGGAGGAACAGUACCAUGGAAGCCUUUACAAAGUCUUCCCAAGGAGAAGAUGAUGAAGAAGCUUUGAAAUGGGCAGCUAUUGAAAAACUUCCAACGUAUUUACGUAUACAGAGAGGCAUACUCACUGAAGCUGAAGGCCAGGCAAGAGAGAUUGAUAUCAAAAGUCUUGGAUUGAUUGAGAGGCGGAAUCUGAUUGAGAGGCUUGUCAAAAUUGCUGAAGAAGAUAAUGAAAAGUUCUUGUUGAAGCUCAAGGAACGCAUUGAUAGAGUUGGGCUUGAUAUUCCUACAAUUGAAGUCCGGUUUGAGCAUAUAAAUGUCGAAGCAGAAGCUUAUAUUGGAAGCAGAGCUUUGCCUACAAUCUUCAACUCCAUUGUUAAUACCUUGGAGGGGUUCUUGAAUUAUCUUCACAUUCUUCCAAGUAGAAAAAAGUCAUUACCAAUUCUUCAUGAUGUUAGUGGAAUCAUCAAACCUCGAAGAAUGACAUUGCUUCUAGGCCCUCCAAGUUCAGGAAAGACCACAUUACUAUUGACUUUGGCAGGAAAACUUGGAAAAGACUUGAAAUUUUCGGGGAGAGUUACAUAUAAUGGACAUGGGAUGGAAGAGUUUGUACCACAGAGGACAUCAGCUUACAUAAGUCAAUAUGAUUUGCAUAUUGGAGAAAUGACAGUAAGAGAAACAUUGGCUUUCUCAGCAAGAUGUCAAGGGGUCGGUCCCCGUUAUGAGACGUUGGCAGAACUAUCAAGAAGAGAAAAGGCUGCAAAUAUCAAACCAGAUCCUGAUAUUGAUCUUUACAUGAAGGCAGCAUCACUGGAAGGGCAGGAGACAAAUGUAGUUACAGACUAUGUUCUUAAGAUUUUGGGUCUUGAAGUAUGUGCUGACACCAUGGUGGGAGAUGAAAUGAUUCGAGGCAUCUCUGGUGGACAAAAGAAGCGAGUCACUACAGGGGAAAUGCUAGUUGGACCAGCAAGAGCACUUUUCAUGGAUGAAAUAUCAACUGGGUUGGACAGUUCAACUACAUUCCAAAUUGUAAACUCACUUAGACAGUCCAUUCAUAUAUUUAAUGGAACUGCUGUUAUUUCUCUUCUCCAACCAGCACCAGAAACAUAUGAAUUAUUUGACGACAUAGUUCUUCUCUCUGAUGGCCAUAUUGUGUAUCAAGGUCCCCGCGAAAAUGUGUUAGAAUUCUUUGAAUACAUGGGCUUCAAGUGUCCUGAGAGGAAAGGAGUUGCUGAUUUCUUACAAGAAGUGACUUCAAGGAAAGAUCAAGAGCAGUACUGGGCAAACAAAGAUGAGCCUUAUAGCUUUGUUGCCUCUCAGGAAUUUGCUGAAGCUUUUCAAUCAUUUCAUAUUGGUCGAAAACUGGGUGAUGAACUUGCUACUCCAUUUGACAAGUCCAAAAGUCACCCAGCUGCUUUAACAAAGGAGAAAUAUGGCUGCAGCAAGAAAGAACUACUGAAAGCUUGUAUCUCAAGAGAAUAUUUACUCAUGAAGAGAAACUCAUUUGUCUACAUUUUCAAAAUGUUUCAGCUUAUUUUGGCUGCAGUAGUGACAAUGACACUAUUUCUACGGACUGAGAUGCACCGGGAAACAGUGGCAGAUGGUGGAAUUUAUCUGGGAACCCUGUUCUUCGCAUUGGUUAUGAUUAUGUUCAACGGAUUCUCAGAGCUCGCCAUGACUAUAAUGAAACUUCCUGUAUUCUACAAGCAAAGGGACCUUCUUUUUUACCCUUCAUGGGCUUACUCAUUGCCUACAUGGGUCCUUAAGAUCCCAAUCACUUUCGUUGAAGUUGGUGUUUGGGUUUUCACAACUUACUAUGUUAUAGGCUAUGAUCCAAAUAUUAAAAGGUUUUUCAGACAGUACUUGAUACUCCUAUGUGUAAACCAGAUGGCGUCUGGACUAUUUCGAUGUAUCGGAGCCAUCGGACGGAAUAUAAUUGUUGCAAACACGUUUGGUUCAUUUGCUUUACUGUCAGUCUUGGUGCUGGGUGGAUUUGUCUUAUCACGAGUUGAUGUAAAGAGUUGGUGGCUGUGGGGUUAUUGGUUCUCGCCAAUGAUGUAUGGGCAGAAUGCUAUGGCUGUGAAUGAAUUUCUGGGGAAUAGUUGGAGUCAUAUACCUCCUAAUUCUAAAGAAUCAUUAGGAGUUCAGGUCAUGAAGAGUCGUGGGCUCUUUCCAGAAGCAUAUUGGUAUUGGAUUGGAGUAGGAGCUUUGAUUGGAUAUGUAUUUCUAUUCAAUUUUCUUUUUACAAUGGCUUUAAAGUAUCUUGAUCCCUUGGGAAAGCCUCAGGCAAUUCUAACCCAAGAGGCCUUUGAUGAGAAAUGUGGUAGCAAAGGAGGGGAGCUAAUGGAGCUAACACACAGGGGAAAGUUAUCUUCUAGUAAAGGAAAUGAAAGCCGAAGAAGUAUAUCGUCCAGGACUCUUUCUGCAAGGAUAGAAAGCUUCUCCGGACCAGAGCAGCACAGAAGGCGGGGAAUGAUUCUUCCUUUUGAACCUCAUUCUAUUACCUUCGAUGAAAUCAGAUAUGCAGUAGACAUGCCACAGGAAAUGAAAGCUCAAGGUAUUGCUGCGGAUAGACUAGAACUUUUGAAGGGUUUGAGUGGUGCUUUUAGGCCAGGUGUGCUCACCGCUCUCAUGGGAGUAAGUGGGGCUGGAAAGACCACUCUAAUGGAUGUUUUGUCUGGAAGAAAAACAGGUGGAUAUAUCUCUGGUACAAUCACAAUAUCUGGGUACCUGAAAAAGCAAGAAACAUUCGCUCGCAUUUCAGGAUAUUGCGAGCAAACUGAUAUUCAUUCUCCUCAUGUUACCGUCUAUGAGUCCUUGCUCUAUUCUGCUUGGCUUCGGUUGCCUAUUGAGGUCAAUUCUGAUACCAGAAAGAUGUUUAUUAAGGAAGUGAUGGAGCUUGUGGAGCUGAACCCAAUAAGGGAAGCCCUUGUUGGAUUGCCUGGCGUGAAUGGGCUCUCAACUGAGCAGAGAAAAAGGCUGACCAUCGCAGUAGAACUUGUUGCUAACCCAUCAAUUAUAUUCAUGGAUGAGCCAACUUCUGGCCUUGAUGCUCGGGCAGCUGCAAUAGUAAUGAGAACAGUGAGGAACACGGUGGACACCGGUCGGACAGUGGUUUGCACCAUUCACCAGCCUAGUAUCGAUAUAUUUGACGCUUUUGAUGAGCUACUUCUAUUGAAACGGGGAGGCGAAGAGAUAUAUGUCGGUCCAUUAGGCCGCCAUUCUUCCCAGUUGAUCAAGUACUUUGAGGGAAUUGAAGGAGUGCCAAAGAUUAGAGAUGGUCAUAAUCCUGCAACCUGGAUGUUGGAGGUUACAACAACAGCACAAGAAGCAGGCCUAGGAAUCAACUUCACUGACAUAUACAAAAACUCAGAGUUAUACAGGAGAAACAAGAAUUUGAUCAAAGAAUUAAGCACCCCUCCACCAGGUUCAAAAGAUCUUUACUUUGGGACCAAAUAUUCACAAUCUUUCUUCACACAAUGCAAAGCUUGCUUGUGGAAACAGCAUAUGUCAUACUGGAGAAACCCACCAUACACUGCUGUUAGACUUUUCUUCACAACUUUUAUAGCUUUGAUGUUUGGGACAAUUUUCUGGGAUAUUGGCUCCGAAAGAAAAAGGCAACAAGAUCUUUUUAAUGCAAUGGGCUCCAUGUAUGCUGCUGUGCUAUUCAUUGGUGCGCAAAAUGCAACAUCAGUGCAGCCAGUUGUGGCUAUUGAAAGAACAGUGUUUUACAGAGAAAGAGCAGCUGGAAUGUAUUCAACUUUACCAUAUGCAUUUGGCCAGGUUGCAAUAGAGCUUCCACACAUUUUAGUACAGACAAUUAUAUACGGUGUUAUAGUAUACGCUACAAUAGGAUUCGACUGGACAGUGAGCAAGUUCUUCUGGUAUCUCAUCAUCAUGUACUUGACACUUUUAUACUUCACAUUCUACGGAAUGAUGGCAGUCGCUGUUACUCCUAAUCACAACAUCGCCGCCAUAGUAUCUUCCUUCUUCUAUAUAAUGUGGAACCUCUUUUCAGGGUUCAUCAUUCCUCGACCGAGGAUGCCACUGUGGUGGAGAUGGUAUUAUUGGAUAUGUCCAGUGAGUUACACCUUGUAUGGCCUGGUAGUUACACAAUUUGGAGAUAUAGAAGAGACAUUAGAAUCUGGUGAGAAGGUGAAGGAUUUUGUGAGCCAUUACUUUGGCUAUGACUCUGACUUUGUGGGUAUAGUUGGAAUCAUAUUGGCUGGAAUUACUGUGUUUUUUGGAUUCUGUUUUGCCUUUGCCAUUAAGACAUUUAACUUCCAGAAAAGAUGA
Messenger RNA from Mangifera indica (mango), 4350 nucleotides. RefSeq names its product pleiotropic drug resistance protein 1-like. Gene Ontology annotation, molecular function: ABC-type transporter activity; ATP binding; ATP hydrolysis activity. The transcript is spliced from 23 exons. Gene Ontology annotation, cellular component: membrane. NCBI's taxonomy places the organism in Eukaryota, Viridiplantae, Streptophyta, Magnoliopsida, Sapindales, Anacardiaceae. Bases 1 to 4350 code for a protein of 1449 amino acids. The record is from RefSeq and is a predicted model, not a curated record.